Messenger RNA from Pundamilia nyererei, 4219 nucleotides. RefSeq names its product solute carrier family 11 member 2 (gene slc11a2). The record is from RefSeq and is a predicted model, not a curated record. Lineage: Eukaryota; Metazoa; Chordata; Actinopteri; Cichliformes; Cichlidae. Gene Ontology annotation, molecular function: iron ion transmembrane transporter activity; cadmium ion transmembrane transporter activity; manganese ion transmembrane transporter activity. Gene Ontology annotation, biological process: iron ion transmembrane transport; manganese ion transport. Bases 215 to 1879 code for a protein of 554 amino acids. The transcript has 16 exons. Gene Ontology annotation, cellular component: lysosomal membrane; plasma membrane; endosome membrane.
GUGACUAUAGCUGCUGUUAACAUGGGAAGAUAUUUUGCCGGAUUUUAGCUUGGUAACGUGCUCAGCUACUCUCAAGAUCUAAACACAUGGAACAACUUUACAACCAGCCUUAAUUUUCACGGUCAAAACGCUGAUUUUUUUUUGACCCGCACAGCACACGUAGGGAGGCUGAUAUUCAUCCCUUAUCUUCCCAGGGAUCCCUCAGCCUGCCCUGAUGAAGCCCAAGCAAGACGGAGACCUCCUGGAAGAGGACUCCCCUCAGGAGAAUGGAGUCCACACAAACCAGUACAGCUCCAUCUCCCCUCCUGCUUCACCUGUGGCCCAGGAUGAACCCUUCUCCACAUACUUUGAAGAGAGGGUGCCCAUUCCAGACAGUGAAAACCAGUUGUUCAGUUUCCGUAAGCUCUGGGCUUUCACUGGACCGGGGUUUUUGAUGAGCAUUGCUUAUCUGGAUCCGGGGAACAUCGAAUCAGACCUGCAGUCUGGAGCUGCAGCUGGCUUUAAGCUCCUAUGGGUUCUCCUUGUAUCCACUAUCAUCGGGCUGCUGUUGCAGAGGCUGGCUGCUCGCCUCGGGGUGGUCACAGGGAUGCACCUGGCUGAAGUCUGCAACCGCCAGUAUUCCACCGUUCCUCGAAUCAUCCUCUGGCUGAUGGUGGAACUGGCCAUUAUUGGCUCAGACAUGCAGGAGGUCAUUGGCUGUGCCAUAGCUCUCAACCUCCUUUCUGUGGGCAGGAUCCCACUGUGGGGAGGAGUUCUCAUCACCAUCACAGACACAUUCGUGUUCCUCUUUUUAGACAAAUAUGGACUGAGGAAACUUGAAGCUUUCUUUGGCUUUCUGAUCACUAUAAUGGCUCUUAGUUUUGGUUAUGAGUAUGUGCUGGUAAAACCGGACCAGGGGGAGUUGCUGAAGGGUAUGUUUGUACCCUACUGUGCCGGCUGUGGGCCUGUGCAGCUGGAGCAGGCAGUGGGAAUUGUAGGUGCUGUCAUCAUGCCCCACAACAUCUACUUGCAUUCAGCCUUGGUCAAGUCUCGGGAAGUCGACCGCAAAAAUAAAAAGGAAGUCAAGGAAGCCAACAAGUACUUCUUCAUUGAGUCGGCUAUCGCCCUCUUUGUCUCCUUCCUCAUCAAUGUGUUUGUCGUCGCAGUCUUUGCUCAGGCCUUCUACAGUAAAUCCAACAUGGACGUGAAUGCAAUGUGCAAUAAAACUGGCAGCCCUCACACAGAUCUCUUCCCUCUUAACAACAACACACUCGAAGUGGACAUUUACAAAGGGGGGAUCGUCCUGGGGUGUUUCUUUGGACCAGCAGCUCUCUACAUCUGGGCUAUCGGUAUUCUGGCAGCUGGACAGAGCUCCACCAUGACGGGCACGUACUCUGGACAGUUUGUGAUGGAGGGUUUCCUGAACCUGCGGUGGUCUCGUUUUGCACGGGUGCUGCUGACCCGCUCCAUCGCCAUCACGCCUACACUGCUGGUCGCCAUUUUCCAGGAUGUUCACCAUUUGACUGGGAUGAAUGACUUUCUGAAUGUGCUGCAGAGCCUGCAGCUUCCAUUUGCUUUGAUCCCAAUUCUGACCUUCACAAGUCUGAAAUCCAUAAUGAACGACUUUGCUAACGGAUUGGGGUGGAAGAUUUCGGGAGGUAUCCUCAUCCUGGGCGUUUGUGCAAUCAACAUAUAUUUUGUGAUUGUUUAUGUGACGGCGCUGAACAGCGUGGUGCUCUAUGUUUUAGCUGCUCUCCUCUCUGUAGCCUAUCUGGCCUUUGUGGCAUACCUGGCUUGGCACUGUCUGGUUGCCCUGGGCGUCUCCUGCCUGGACUGUUGUAGCAGGGUAAGCAAUCGACCCGCUGUGCUCAUAGAGGAGCAGUCAGAGUACGACUCCUAAAGCUGAACACGACUGUAACCAACAGCAUGUCUCUUUACUCUGGGCGCCCCGUACACAGCCGGGACUCUUUAGGAUCUUGAAAGCACGUUUGACUUUUAUUUUUUAAAGGGCUGGAUAUCUUGUUUUUUUUAAGAUAUCUGUCUGGGAGCCUUUUUUUAGGCUCUCAGACAUUCAUAUGACACCAGCACAGGAUGUUAUCUUCCAGCAUUUGAUGCUUCAGCCAAGUAGAAAUGUGAUGAUUUUUAAACUCUAAUUUAACCUAUGAUUUGUCCUGCUCUUAAUCACCCUAAUCCUCCCAGUGUGAAGCCACACUGCACAUUUUAUGAUUCCCACUCAGUCUACCUGAAUAUCCUUUAUUUUAUUUUUUUAAUCUCAGAGUCAGCUCUCUUCAAGUGUGACUCAUUAGCUUAAAAAACAAGUCUAAUACUGCUAGAUAAUGUCUAAAAAUAAUAUUAUGACACAUGAGAGUCAAAUGUCCAAUAGAUAUCCAGCCCUUAUAUUACAGGGUUUUUUUUUGUUUUCAGCAUUCUUGUCUAGCAUAUCGAAGAAUUUACAGUGGCAUUUUUGAGCAUCAUGCACAUCUUUCACUUGUUGCUUCUUGUGUUUGGAGUCCUAGCUUAGAGUGGACGUGUAGUUAAUGCACAAGUCUGUAAAAAUACAUUUUAAAUCAGAGCCAGAAAACAGAAAAACUGACUUGAAUGGAGGAAAGUCUGAAAGUCACCUUAUCAUUUCCAAAAUUGGUGUGUGUCUGGCCCCUGAAAGCUGUUUUAAUAAUGUUUUUAAUGCACAAAUGAUCCAUGAAAUUAAUUCUUGAGAGCACAUUAGUGACACAGGCAAGCAGGUGAAGCUUUGUGUGACUGCAGCAUCAUCCCCCGAGCCUCUGUUAGCGCCUCUGUAGUUUAUGAUGCCAGAGACUCAGGUUGAAGUGAGCCCGUCAGUGAAAUCAUACUUGUGUUUUUAGCAGUGUGCAGGAGCGUCCUUUGCUUUCAAGCCUUUAUUGCAUGUGCAAAAAUAAUGAUUUUGUGCAUUCUUUUUAUUUUUGUUUGUUUUCUGCGAUACCAAGUUAACCUCAAUACUAUAUUUGUUUUGUUUUUUUUUUUUACUUCAGGUAUACAAUAGUAAGAUGUGUAUAACUGAUGGGGAAGGUGGAUUUAUGUGCAUGUGCUCUAGUACAACACUGUAAUCAUUUAAAGUUGUUAGGACUGUGUUUGAGUAGCAGCCAUGACAAAGGAUGUUGUGUUUAUGUAUUAAAAUCCAUAACCACAAGUUUGUGUGUGCGGUACAGUGUGUAGAGCACACAAGUUUAGAAAUCUCACAGCUCAUAUUAAAAUGCAGAUUCACUCAUGUGUAUACAUUAUACAGUUUCCCAAGCUAAUGACUCCACUCUGAGACCUCCUAAUGUUUUACUGUGAAGUUAAGUAGUCACAUGAUAGCGUGAUUAUCAAGUGGGGAAUAAAAUAGUUUGUUUUUGUUGCCUUAUUUAUUUUCUGUCCUGGCUUUGUUAGUCAGACCAGUUUGCAGGACAGUUGUAUACCCUGUUUUUAUAGAAAAACAACAGACACAUUUUUUAAUAAAGCAAUAAAAGAUUAUUCAUGUGAGGAAAGGUGGAUUUAAUUUUUUUUUAUAAUUGUUUAUGUUUCGGCUGUCACCAUUUGUCAGUUCAGUUUCAGCUGUGACUGAUGUUAGCCUUCACACAGCCCUCACUCAGCUGCUCUUUGUCCCGGUAGCAUGCUCAAUAUCAGUAAAGUGACGAUGAUUAGACUGUGAAUGAGUUUUAGCAGCCAACACUGACAAGCCUCUUCUUCCAGUUUUACAACAAAGAAGAUUAAAAUUGCUGUGACAUUGCACAAUAUAAUAAACUGUAUUAAAGCUCCUGACUUGGCAAUAUCCAAGUAGCAUGUACAUACUGACCAAUAAGAUGAGAGUACGAUGAGCUGUGUGGGGCACUGUAAACACAGUAAAGGCCUCGAGUUUUUUUCAGAUGUUUUUGUGUUAAAAUUCUCUCUCUGGCGUGGUGGUUCAAUAUUUCUGCUCUUGUAUAAAGUUCUCAAAAGCUUUUCUAAGAUUUCUAAAGCUGUUCUUAGACGUGAUAGAAAUAUAUGUUUCAGGUGAACGUGAGUUUGUCUUAUAUAAAUAACUUCUCUGGCAAUAAAACAAACAUGACAGACGAACAUUUGAACUGUUACAGAGAAAACUGUGUCUACUCUCAAAUUAUAUCAUGUGGUUCUCUGGUCAUUUCUGUUUUCUUCCCUCUUUUGGAGGUUGAAUGAAAAGCUGUUAUUUUUCUGCUGCUGGAUGAAGCCGCUGUGUCUCCGAAAUAAAUUCACAUUAUGGAUAUAA